This is a messenger RNA of Lathyrus sativus (Indian pea), 942 nucleotides long. Lineage: Eukaryota; Viridiplantae; Streptophyta; Magnoliopsida; Fabales; Fabaceae. The record is from the annotation of a GenBank genome assembly.
AUGUUAUUAUCAGUUUCAUUGAAUCGACCAGAACAUGUCUGGAUUUACACUUGGAUAUACUUACCAGAUGGAAUUCUAUAUGAACAAAGACUAUUGUCACAAAAUCCAGAUUUAACUUUGUCAGAUGAAGAUAUUCAACAACUCACUUUGAUGGAAAUUGAGAAGCAGCUGCAGAAAAAUAGAAGAAGUUUGAAAGAAUUUAAGCCAAUGCCAUAUCCAAAUAAUUAUGUCCUUGACUUUCUUGGAAAUAGAUUGAUAUAUGAUGAAAGACAAUAUGAUAUCAAGGCUCAAGAAGAGAUUUACCACAAUCUAUUUCAAAAAUUAAUGGAUGAACAACAUGAAAUUUUUAGACAAGUUAUGCAAGUUGUCACAAAUCAAAAUGGUGGAGUUUUUUUCUUAUAUGGUUAUGGUGGGACUGGAAAGACUUUCAUGUGGAACACACUUUCUGCUGCUUUGCAUUGUCAAGGAGAUAUUGUGUUAAAUGUAGCAUCUAGCGGAAUAGCAAGUUUGUUGUUACCAGGUGGGAGAAUUGCACAUUCAAAAUUCAAAAUUCCAGUUCCAUGUCUGGAAUCUUCCAUCUGUAACAUUGAGAAAAAACCAGAUCUUGCUAAUCUCUUGAAGGUAACAAAACUCAUUAUAUGGGAUGAAGCACCUAUGGCUAAUAAGUUUUGUUUUGAAGCUCUUGACAAGUCAUUGAAGGAUAUAAUGAGUGAUGACAAUGUUGAAUGUCAACAAAUUUUUGGAGGUAAAGUUGUAAUUUUUGGUGGAGAUUUCAGACAAAUUUUACCUGUUGUACUAAGAGGUACUAGGUCUGAUAUUGUCCAUGCAACAAUAAAUGCAUCAUAUAUUUGGGAUCAUUGUAAAGUUUUGAAUCUAACCAAAACUUUCAAGUUAACGGUGUUUUCUAAAUGCAACAAUUUGACGGUGUUUUCUAAAUUUUAA